This is a messenger RNA of Ipomoea triloba (trilobed morning glory), 737 nucleotides long. RefSeq lists its product as uncharacterized. The coding region runs from base 25 to 417 and encodes 130 amino acids. The record is from RefSeq and is a predicted model, not a curated record. Gene Ontology annotation, biological process: regulation of root meristem growth. The transcript is spliced from 2 exons. Gene Ontology annotation, molecular function: growth factor activity. Lineage: Eukaryota; Viridiplantae; Streptophyta; Magnoliopsida; Solanales; Convolvulaceae.
AGCAAGAAAAUCUUCACUCGAAAAAUGGCGUCCACGAGGUUCAGGGUAGCGGGGCUGACACUAUUGUUCAUCGUUAGCUUGCUAGCUCUCGAGCGCCUAUGCUCUGCUAACGCUCACGCCCAUCAGGCGAGCGGGGGGAAGGUCAAUGGUGGAGAACAGGAAUUGGCUAACUGUGAAGGAUUUGGCUAUGGGAGAAAAGGGCUAGGAGGGAGAAAUGGCUACAAUAGUUUCCAGCAGAAACCGGAGACCAAAAUGCCAACCAAACUCGGGCCAGGCAAAGCGGUUUCCAGUAGAGCUGAAUCGCGAGCAUUUCUGCAGGCAACAUACGAGGUUUAUCAGCUCAUGCGCAGGGACUAUGGUGGCCAUGGCAGGCCUCGUCGCAAACCACCAAUCAACAACCACGAGCCGACAGAUUGAUCAGGUUCCUAAACAGUACUACUAAUGGCUUAGUUUAGUUUAGGCCUGGACCUCACAAUUUUCCCCUGGAAGUGAAGUCCCCAACCCGUACAAACCAGCUUGUAAGUGUUGUAUGUUAGUAUUAUACAUUACUAUACUAGAUAUUGGUUAUUGCCUAUAUGCAUUCAGACUAGCUAGUUCAAGAACAAAUUUGUCCUUCAUGGUGUUAUGUUUAGAGUCAAGACUAAAACAAGCAUUAUCUAAUAGUGAUGCAUAUAAAGAUCUCACUUGUUCCGUGAAACUCCUAGAUGUGAAAUGAAAAAUGAAGAAUUAUACCCGGC